GAUCUUGCAAACAAAAUCGCUCGACUUGCCACAUAUUUGCCACUCGGGUCAUACGUAAUCUACUCGGCAUUGGAGACAUUUGCAUACUCACUUGGUUCAGACACGCCAACUACAAUAAAUACUUUUUACAACACCACCGUAAGCACAUCACGAGAAAACUACACUUGUCUAAUUAGCGUGCCAAUUAGCACGGGUACUCCUUCAUGUAAUAGCAAUCAAAAAGCUGCAUUGAUUGUUGCGUUGUGUGUUGGAUUCUUUCUAGCGUUUUUUUUGUCGUUUGUUAAACGAAUUCCUACUGGUGGGACCCCACCUCUUUCGAAACAAAAUGGUAUCGAAAAGAGAAGAUUGCGAUCAGGUGUUUUAUAUGCUAACGGUUCUGAUUACUACAUGGAUAUUGGACAUUCCUUGAUAUGGGGUCAUGCGAUGGUCUCUGUAGUUGCAUUUGCUACAUUAACGCUUUUUUCAAAUGGCGUCAGUAAAUGCCUUUUCCCCGAGAUUAAAAGUUGGAUAUUCGUGAUAUCACAAAUAUUGGGUCUCUUUAUUUGCUCAUUGAUCGGGAUGUUUUGGAUACGCGAUGCGAGUCUGGGAAUUGAAACUUCAGUUUACGCAGCAAUCGCAUCACCCGCAUCACCCACAUCACCCACUACUCCCGCAGCUCAACAAUUAUUGUCCGUUUCCGCUCUUUCCAGGGAUGUUACUCAUCCAGAGAUAGUUGAAAAAUUUAACAAUACCCAAACUGACACUGAAAGCAUUUACACCAUAGUGACAUCCAAAAUACUAGCGAGAUUUGGUCUAGAAUAUGAUUGGGAGCUUAAAACUCGGAUGAUGGGACGUCGUGACCGUGAUGCUGCUGAGAUAUUGAUUCGAGAAACUGGGCUCGAUAUGACUGUAGAUGAUUAUUUAAGAGAAAGAAAUGCGGAACAAGUUAAACUGUUUCCACAUUGUAAAAUAUUACCCGGUGUAAUGAGACUUGUGAAACAUCUCAAAUCUCAUAAUAUACCAAUUGUGGUAGCAACUAGUUCUCUUCGUGGACACUUCAACUUAAAAACUAUCAACCACCAAGAAUUAUUUAGUCUAUUCAUGGGCGUAGUAUGUGGUGACGAUCCAAACAUCAAAAACGGGAAACCUGCACCUGAUCUAUUUCUUGCGGCACACAAGCUUCUCGGAAAUCUACCAAAAGAACAGUGUCUGGUUUUUGAAGAUGCAGUCGUUGGUGUCAAGGCAGCAAAGAAUGCCGGAAUGCAUGUUGUUUGGGUACCCGAUCCUCGUACUUUGGAAAUCCUAUCACGUAGCUUAAUGGAGUAUGAGUUGGUUUACGGAUUAUCUCCGAUUCUCAGUUAA
Molecule: messenger RNA, 1341 nt
Organism: Ambispora gerdemannii
Lineage: Eukaryota; Fungi; Glomeromycota; Glomeromycetes; Archaeosporales; Ambisporaceae
Source: the annotation of a GenBank genome assembly